UUAUUAUUAUUAAGCAUUGAGACAAGCUCAAAGAUCAAACUGUUGUAACGCCAUUUCACCUGUGUUAACGAGACAAGAGCAACGACAAUGCUUGAGUUGGUGUUGUUGUACAAGAACCCAUUACUCCACGCAUCACUCUCCAUCAUCCUCGCUAUUAUCUUAGCUUUCUUCAGAAUCCCAAUCUUAUUCCUCUACGGUCUCCAAACCUACAUCCACCCCGAUUCCCAACCCCAAACUAAUGGCCUCAAAGCCGCCAUUCGCCGCCCUGGUGUCGACGGUUACCAAUCCUUGUCUUCCAAAACAACCACCGACCUACGAAAGAGAAACAAGUCCAAAGACAAAGUCGAUUUCGACGAAAGUAAUGCGCAGAUCUUCAGGUUAAGGCUCGACCAAAGUCAUCUUCAAUCUCGUCUUUAUAUUGAUCAGUACUGUGUUGCUUUCACUGUUUCCUUUGUUGCCCUUUUCUCUCUUUUGCUUCAUCAUUUUUUGGAUUCUCAAGAGAAUAAUGGGUUGUUGGCAAAUGGGGUUUUUGUUCCGAUUCUGUUAUCAAUUUUGAGUCUUUAUUCAUGGGGGACGCUGCUUGCUAAGGUUGCGUUUGAGAGAUCUGCGUCAAGGAGGUCUGAGAAGCAAUUAAGCGUUGUUUUUGGGGUUUUGGGGCUUUUUUUAGGGUUGCUUCUUGUUCCUGAGGUUGCUUCUUUGGUUUUGGAUUUUGAUUUUGGGGUUUCUGUUGAUGGGUUUUGGAGGGUUUUCAUAUCUGCAUUGAUGGGUUGUCUUGCUAGUUUUUUGUUCAUUCCUGCUACAAGAAGUGCUCGUUCUUUUUGGCUUGGAACUGAUCAGAUUCGUUGCAAUUUGUCAAUGAUAACUUGUGGUUCUUUUAACCGUAUGAUCCUGUAUGCAAAUCAAAUCUUGCUUAUUUUUGUCGCUUUGAUUUGGAUUACUCCUUUGGCUGAAGUUUUUGUAAACAAAAACUAUAAUAACAGUAAGGGAGAUAGUGCAACAACGAGUGGAGUUGGUAAUGCUGAUAAAUUGGUAGGGAAUUUGGGGUUCUUGCCAUCUGAUUUUGGUAACUUUAGGCGUUGGUGCUUGUUGGCGUCGAGUUUGUUGCAGAUUGUGGCUUUAAGACCCAACCUGCAAAUGUAUCUCAAUGAAGCUUUGUUAUCCUGGUAUCAAAGGCUUCAUGGUAGCAAGGUUCCUGACUUGGAUUACAGUAGGGCAAAGAUGUUUCUGCAUAACCACUACUUGUGCCUUGUGGUUUUGCAAUUUCUUGGUCCUCCUGUGCUGGUACUUAUCUUUCUGGGCUUGUCUCAGAUUGAUGGUCCUUCCUUUGGGAAUUUUCCAUUGGUAUUGCCUACCUCUGCUUUUGUCAAGGAGGUUGCAUUGUUUUUGGCUUGGUGGGUAACCUUUCUGUGGGCGAUAUUCUCUUCGGUGAUCCUUUUGCUACAUCGCCAUUGUAUUUUAAUUUUGAGAAGAGUGAGAAGACUGUUGGAUUUAUUAUAGCAUAAGUUUUGCAGGUUAGUCAACUCAUUAUGAUUCUUUAGGUAACUUCAAAACAUUCAGAUAUGACUGACUUGUAUGUUGCUGUUGUAGUUAUUGGACAUGAAAAUCAUAUCAUAUACAAUAAACUACUGAUCACAUAAAAACCAAAGUUAUAUGGUAUUUUGCAUUUCCUCCAAAAUUUCAUGCAAAAUUACACACAUCAUUUGUAAAUUAGAAGUAUGUUUAUUACAUUAUACUAUAGCCAGAAAAUAUUGCCGGCACAUCAUGCUAUGUAAUGGGGGUAAGCCUGGCACCCUGUAUACGCCAUAUUUGAACUUUCCAUUAACUAAACCUUGUCAUGUUUAUUCAUCA
This is a messenger RNA of Cicer arietinum (chickpea), 1848 nucleotides long. The record is from RefSeq and is a predicted model, not a curated record. Lineage: Eukaryota; Viridiplantae; Streptophyta; Magnoliopsida; Fabales; Fabaceae.